Molecule: messenger RNA, 771 nt
Organism: Oncorhynchus nerka (sockeye salmon)
Lineage: Eukaryota; Metazoa; Chordata; Actinopteri; Salmoniformes; Salmonidae
Product: zinc finger matrin-type protein 4-like
Exons: 6
Coding region: 1-771 (256 amino acids)
Molecular function (GO): nucleic acid binding; zinc ion binding
Source: RefSeq, a predicted model, not a curated record
AUGAAGUCGGCAGGGGUGGUGGAAGGAGGACUGUUCACAGAGAGUUACUGCAACAUCUGUAACGCCCAGCUCAUCUCCGAGUCGCAACGCACAGCACACUAUGAGAGUAAGAAACAUGCCAACAAGGUCCGUCUCUUUUACAUGUUACACCCAGAAGACGGUGGCCCACCGUCCAAGAGACUGAGACCAGACAACCCGGGCAGUGCAGAGACAGAGGUGGACAGGAAUAAGUGCUGUACUUUGUGUAAUAUGUUCUUCACGUCGGCCAUCGUGGCCCAGUCUCACUACCAGGGAAAGACACAUGCUAAGAGAGUACGACUGGUACUGGGAGAAACACCCAGCAUACCUACUGCUACCAACAGCCCUACCACCACAGACUCAUCCCCUUCUACCCCCCAGCCCAGUGACUCCACCCCUCCCCAUGCCUCACCUGCCCUACCAUGGCCCUCCUCUCUAGCACCCCCGGUGGCGGUGGUGGGUAGUGGUGGUGGGAGUGGUGAGACAGGGAAGUACUGCUGUCUGUGUGGAGCCUGGUUCAACAAUCCUCUGAUGGCCCAGCAACACUACGAGGGGAAAAAACAUCGCAGGAAUGCAGCCAGAGUGCAACUACUGGAGCAGCUAGCUGGCAGUCUGGACGCUACUGAAACUACAGGUCUCCGCAGCAGUUACUCCUGCAGUGUAUGUAGUGUGGUGUUGAACUCCAUUGAACAGUACCAUGCUCACCUCCAGGGCUCCAAGCACCAGAACAACUUGAAGCAGGUCCAGCAGUAA